CUUAACAAACGCCCGCCCGCCCCUUACCAGAGUUGAGAAGAAUAAAAAACAAUGUUUCCCCGCCUACCAGGACCCAUAACAGAUGACAUAUUUCUGGGUGCCACCACCACAGUACGAACAGCAUUUCCAAAUUCACGCCUAGACUCGCUAACCAAUCACAAUCAGCAACCAUCAACACUACAUCAUGGCAACAAUCAUCAGCAACAUAAUUACGCUCAGCCCACACCAACACCGGCCAGCAAUGGCCAUCCACAAUUGCUAUCACCUUACGAUCCAACGAUAUCGGCUGAUUUUCUAGCUACCGCAACAUUAAAUGAGGCGGCUGGUUCGGCCAUCGAAACUGUGGCAAAUAGUUUAGCAGCAGCUGGUAGCGGCAAUAGCGGUAGUAUUAGUAGUAUUAGCAAUAGUUUUUUACCUGCCAACAAUGAUGACGAUGACUUUUGGUUGAAUGCCAUCGAAGAGGAUACCUUUGAGUCGCCAUUGGCGUUUGAUGCCAGCGAGAAUGGCCUGUGGAAUGGACGUUUUGUACCACCGCCACCAAGGCCACCCUUUUUGGAUGAGAGCGUCUCAGCGGAUGGUCUAACAACCUGUGAUCUGUGUACUUGGGCAUGGCAACGUAAUGCCUAUUCAUUGGAUGGUUCGAUAGAUACAUCUGGAGAACUUGGUUGGGCUUUUACCUUGAUUGUAGUUUCAAUUCUAUCAGCUCUUAUUGGUGCUAUUAUUAUGGUCAUAGUUCUAAGGUGUAGAAGAAUUAAAUCAGCCAAUGCUAAUGGACGACCCCAGCCCUGGUGGUGCCGUAACAAUCGUAAUGCUGCCACAAAUGGCCGCAAUUCUUUGUCAGCCAAACAUUCGGCCGACAGUAUACGAAGGCCUACCAGCAACUCGGGCGUUUGGACCUGGCUGGGCGGCAGUCGACGCUCUUCGGAAGGUCCCGAUCAAAUUGGUCCACCCUCUUCUUCGCCGGCUGAAAAUCAUUAUACCCAUAUGGAUGAUGCUUAUAGUCCAGUGGGUGUAAGCGAGGCUUUAUAUGCGGAAUUGGAUCGUGAAUCGGUGCGCUCCAAUAAUCCCUCAUAUCAAAAUACCGGUUACAGUCAGUGUGGAGAUAAAUACAAUUUCCAACAUCAGGAACAAGAUAUACCCAUGGUGGUCUCUUCGGCCCCCAGUAGUGCUUAUUAUUCCGAUUUAUCGGUUACCGCUGUGCCCAGCGGUUCUAGCGGCUCUAACGAAAGAGCUUAUGAAAUUGUGGGCCUGACCGUUAUGAAUCAGCCUAUACCCAAUUGGGAUGGUGGCGGUGGUGCUGGCGUUGCGGCCACUGCUCCCCAUUUAGUGCCCAAUGCUGAGGGUAUGGCCUCACAGCGAAGGAUACCACGUUUAGCAGCCAUCACUGAGACCAGUACAACAACGGUACCGUCAGAUUAUGUAUGAGAUGAAAGUAAAUUUUAAUUAGUUUUAUAAGUAAAAAAAAA
This is a messenger RNA of Calliphora vicina (urban bluebottle blowfly), 1466 nucleotides long. RefSeq lists its product as uncharacterized. The coding region runs from base 52 to 1425 and encodes 457 amino acids. Lineage: Eukaryota; Metazoa; Arthropoda; Insecta; Diptera; Calliphoridae. The transcript is spliced from 5 exons. The record is from RefSeq and is a predicted model, not a curated record.